Molecule: messenger RNA, 2307 nt
Organism: Mesitornis unicolor (brown roatelo)
Lineage: Eukaryota; Metazoa; Chordata; Aves; Mesitornithiformes; Mesitornithidae
Product: suppression of tumorigenicity 5 protein-like
Exons: 10
Biological process (GO): positive regulation of ERK1 and ERK2 cascade
Source: RefSeq, a predicted model, not a curated record
AUGACCAUGACUGCCAACAAGAAUGCCAGUGUCAACAGCAGAGCUGGAGGGAGUAAAGUGCCUCAGGACACUCUGGAUAGGUGUCACUCAGUCUCUCCACCGCCUCUUUUGUCCCUGCGAAGAAGCCCAGCGUACCCUCUCAGCGAUAGCGAGGACUCUUGCCGCUCUACUCGGCUCACCAAAGUCUCCAGCUCCAGACUGCGCCUCAAGGACUGGAGCAGCCGCACAUCUGCACUGCGAAGCACCUCCACAAGCCCAUCAGACACCGACACCCCCAGCCACCCUCUCAAAGCCAUUAGUGUGGGCGCAUUGGACAAAAGGCUGUCUGUGUUCAAGGCUGAGGACCAAAAGGAGAGUCCAAAGGAGUCUCAAGAUGGGGAUGCAUUAGGGAGCCAUCCACUCACCCGGAGCGCUCUGUCCUUGGGCGCUGCCACCAACUUGAGGAACCUUUCGCUCAGCCGGACGAGUGUCCGCUCCCAGGCGCUGGACAUCAGGAAGAAGAUCACAGAAUGGGAGUGCCGCCGGGAGCUGUCCCCCAGGAUGGGUGCAUGUGUGGACAAGAGGGAUGCUGGGGAGAGGUCAGGCAGUGAGAGCUGCCCCAGUGUGCUGACCUCUCCCUGCAGCGAGAAGACAUUCGAUUUCAAAGGACUCAGAAGAAUGAGCCGAACAUUUUCCGAGUGCUCUUACCCAGAAACGGAGGAGGAGGAACUGCUGGACAGGGAUUCCUGCCAUCGGUUUGAAAAGAGACCAGGCAGGAGCGAGCCUCCUUCUGCUGCUUUCCUCAAGGGCCAUGUACGGAAAGAGUCCUCUGCUGUGCUCAACAGAAUACAGAAGAUCGAGCAGGCACUGAAAGAGCAGCCUGGCAGAGGCCUCCCCCAGCUACCAAGUAGCUGUUACAGUGUUGACAAGGGGAGGAAAAAGUCUGUGACUCUGAGUACUGUGGAGGGACUGAGUGAAACCCUAAGUGACAGCAAAGGAGGAAGCGUUAUUUUGGGGAGUGAUCCAGAAACACCUACUGAGGCUGAGAAAAGCAAUAAGACAAAGCAGGGGGUUACUGCAAACUCAGCUGCCUCUAAACUACUCCUCGAAAGCCCAGCGAACACUGCAGUGAAUCCUGUCCCCAAGCCCAAACGCACCUUUGAAUAUGAAGCAGACAAAACCCACAAAAGUAAACCAAGCAAUGGCCUACCUCCAUCUCCUACACCUCCUGCUCCUCCUCCUCUCCCGUCCACCCCUGCACCCCCUGUGACCAGAAGGCAGAAGAAAGAGUCGCGCUUUCACAGAAAAUCCCAGAAUAGAAAAUCCUUUGAGUUUGAGGAUGCGUCAAGUCUGCAAUCCCUGUACCCUCCCUCCCCAACUGAAAAUGGGACUGAGAGCCAGCAUAAAUUUGGAUCCAAGAGCACUUUAGAAGAAAAUGCCUAUGAAGACAUUGUAGGCGAGUCGCCCAAGGAAAACCCUUAUGAGGAUGUGGAGCUGAAAGGCCGUCACGCGGGCCGAAAAUCCCAUCAGCUCUCCGAGAAUUCCCUAGAUUCUUUGCACAGGAUGUGGACACCGCAGGACAGGAAAUACACAUCACCUCCCCAGGUCCCUUCGAAGCCCGGCAGCCAGUCUCUGCGCAUCGGGAACUGGUCAGAAAGGAAGAGCCACCGCUUGCCACGGCUGCCCAAGCGGCACAGCCACGAUGACAUGCUGCUGCUGGCCCAGCUUGGCAUUCCCUCCUCCCCUUCCAGCCUCAAUGAGGACAGCCUGAGUACCACAAGCGAGCUGCUGUCUACACGGCGGGCUAGGAGGAUCCCAAAGCUUGUCCAGCGAAUCAAUUCCAUCUACAGUGCUAAAAGAGGAAAAAAGCGAUUGAAGAAACUUUCUAUGUCCAAUAUUGAGACAGCAUCCCUACGAGAUGAGAACAGCGAGAGUGAGAGUGACUCAGAUGACAGGUUUAAAGCUCAUACCCAGCGUCUAGUACACAUCCAGUCAAUGCUGAAGAGGGCUCCAAGUUAUCGAACCCUGGAGCUGGAGCUGAUUGAGUGGCAGGAACGGGAGUUAUUUGAGUAUUUUGUGGUAGUGUCACUGAAAAAGAAGCCUUCUAAAAACACUUACCUCCCAGAAGUGACAUACCAGUUUCCCAAGCUAGAAAGACCAACCAAGCAAAUGCGUGAAGCGGAGGAGCGGCUCAAGGCUAUCCCUCAGUUCUGCUUUCCUGAUGCCAAGGACUGGCUUCCCGUCUCUGAAUACAACAGUGAGACUUUCUCUUUCAUGCUGACUGGGGAAGAUGGGAGCCGGCGGUUUGGUUAUUGCAGGAGGCUGUUG